This is a messenger RNA of Ictalurus furcatus (blue catfish), 2958 nucleotides long. RefSeq names its product aurora kinase A (gene aurka). Lineage: Eukaryota; Metazoa; Chordata; Actinopteri; Siluriformes; Ictaluridae. Gene Ontology annotation, biological process: regulation of cytokinesis; protein phosphorylation; mitotic spindle organization. Gene Ontology annotation, cellular component: spindle microtubule; chromosome passenger complex; spindle pole centrosome. The transcript is spliced from 9 exons. The record is from RefSeq and is a predicted model, not a curated record. Gene Ontology annotation, molecular function: protein kinase activity; ATP binding. The coding region runs from base 1161 to 2369 and encodes 402 amino acids.
GACCGAUCAUUUAUCAGUGUACACUGUAGAAUUAGUAGGAGUCCUAUUGGCACUGCAGUGGUUUUUUAAAAAAUCAUCAGAGCCAAGAUGUCGCUAUAGCUUCUGACAGUCUAUCAGCACUAUCAAGCAAAACCUCAUCCCGUCUUCAAAAACAUCAUGCAGACAAGACAUUGUUUACCAAAUACUUAAUUUGCUUCUCAUACUUCAUGCUAAGGGGCUGAGUGUUUCCUUCUUUUGGGUUCUUGCACAUGUAGGGAUAGAAGGGAAUGAAAUUGUGGAUGUACUGGCAAAAAGAUUGAUAAAACAUGAAACAGUUGAUAUACAAGUACCAUUAAGUAGAGCAGAGAUCAAAACCAUUAUAAAGGGACACGCGCAUAAAACAUGGCAGGAAUACUGGGACACAGCUGACACCGGAUGACACCUAUAUACCAUACAAAAACAAGUAGGCAUGAGCGUGAGGCAGGGCAGAAACCCAAAGGAAGAGAUGAUAAUUACGCGUUUUAGAAUAUGCUGGCUUAAAUCAUGCUGGCUUAAAUCUAGCAUUAAACAGAAAAGGAAAACACCCCACUGGACUCUGCACACACUGCAGUACACAAGAGACGGUAAAACACAUUCUGUUAGACUGCAAAAGGUAUGAGGAAGAAAGAACUGAGCUAGAGAUGCAGAUUGGAAAACAAAACAUGACACUAGAGAACUUGCUGGGGAAAACAUCUGGGAAAAUGCACUGCCCCCUAAUAAACUAUUUUAAAAAUACUGGGAUAAGUGAGAGACUUUAGUAAUCUAGUAGGAAUAUCUACUAUAUAGCUAUUUAUCUCUUUAUUUUUCUUUUAUUUAUGUAUUAUUGUUUUGGUAUUAUUAUUAUUAUUAUUAGUUUGUUUAUUUUAUUUUAUUGUAUUUUCUUUUUUUAAUUUAUUAUUAUUGUUAUUAUUAUUUAUUUAUUUAUUUAUUUAUUUUGCUUGUUUGUUUUUCUUUUCCUGCCAAUCUACUGCCCACACUCCAGUCCAGUAGGUGGCGGUAAUUCACCUUUAGUGGUUUGCCAACCGCCAUUAAAACAAAAAGAAGAAGAAGAACCACCGUGACUUCCUGUUUCAGUGGAAAUUACGUCAGUACAUCGAAUAACGCUGUGUGUUUCAAGGCACUUCAUAGGGACUUUAAUUGGUAUGGAUCCUGCUGCUAGGAUCAGAUCAUCCAAGGACCUGAUGAUUCAGAAAGCAGACAGUGAAAAGGGUUUAAGCAACUUGCCGAAGAGGGUUCCAGUGAUGCAGGGCUGCCACAAACCGGCACCGACCCCGAGCCAAACAUCCGUCCUCUGCGUUUCUCAGGGCCCGCAGCGUGUCCAGCGGCCUCGGAGUGAACAGAAAAGCUCGUGCGGUGGAGAGCAGAACGUUAACCCUACUCAGACUCAACUCAAACCACAACCAGCACAGAGUCAGCCCAAACCCGCUCACACCGCCACAGAGUGUGUUAAAUUCACAGAGCACAAGCAGGACAAGCCUAACCCUAAACCUACCAAUGGAACGACCAACGCUGAGAAGAAGCCGUGGAGUCUGGAGAACUUCGACAUCGGCAGGGCUCUCGGGAAGGGCAAGUUCGGAAGCGUAUACUUGGCCAGAGAGCGACAGACAAAGUUCAUCCUGGCCCUGAAGGUGCUUUUUAAAAAGCAGCUGGAGAAAGCCGGCGUGGAGCACCAGCUGAGGAGAGAGGUGGAGAUCCAGUCGCAUCUCAGGCAUCCCAACAUCCUGCGCCUGUACGGUUACUUCCAUGACUCCGCGCGCGUCUACCUCAUCCUGGAGUUCGCUCCUAAAGGCGAGCUGUACGGAGAACUGCAGCGCUGCAGGAUGUUCGAUGAUCAGCGCAGCGCCACGUAUAUAAUGGAGCUAGCCGAUGCUUUGUACUACUGCCAUUCAAAGAAAGUCAUCCACAGAGACAUUAAACCUGAGAAUCUGUUAUUGGGAGCAAACGGGGAGCUGAAGAUUGCAGAUUUCGGGUGGUCUGUCCACACGCCGUCCUCAAGGAGGUCCACACUAUGCGGCACGCUGGACUACCUUCCUCCAGAGAUGAUCGAGGGCAAAACCCAUGACGAAAAAGUGGACCUCUGGAGUCUGGGAGUUCUCUGUUACGAGUUCCUGGUCGGGAAUCCUCCUUUCGAGACGAAGAGCCACGAAGAAACGUACCGGAAAAUAUCCAGGGUCGAGUUCACUUAUCCUUCCCACGUGAGCGAAGGUGCUAGAGAUCUGAUCAACAGGCUUUUGAAACACAACCCAAUGCAUCGACUUCCUAUCCAGGGAGUCCUGACCCAUCACUGGGUGGCGGAAAACUCCACCAAGAAGCCGAGUAGUUUCACUCGAACCGCUGAAGAGUCUCCAUGAGCACGUUGUGCAGCUCAAACACAAACUAUGGAUUAGAGACGCUGAGAAACGGCAGGAAUUCCUGAGCCUUGCUGCCUCUCGUGUGCAUGUCACAUUUUCCUCUCCUGGCUUCAUUUUCUCUCUCCUUCCUUCCUUCCUUCCUUCCUGUAAAUAUCUAAUUGUUUAGAAUUAUGAAAAUGUACCUGUUUUACUUGAAACAAUAAAUCCUAUUUUUAAAGUGUUUCCUUCAAUAAAGUGAGGUUUGUGGAGCUUUUAAAAGUACAGUGAUUUACUUCAGCUUUGCUUUUUUCAGUUUUUCCAGGCAAGAUAGGAAGUCAAAUUAAUUCUGUGUAAUUGUGAUGAACAUGUAGCCAGUUUUCAGCAUUUCAGAAAUAUUCGGUGUUCAUUCGUUUCUCCAGAAAAGUGCAAUAUGUGAAUGUGAUCUGCUUCUGCUCGGGUUAAAGUGCUUUUGCUGGAGGAUUUGUGGGUUUGUGUUUAAACGUUUGUAUUUGAAAACAUUUCACAUCACCACUAUUUAAAAAGCUACACUGAAACAACUUUUUAUAUGCUUGUUUAUUGCAAAAAUAAAUAUUGUUGAAUAUUCUCCUCA